UAACUCAGAAGAGGACAGAGAAUACCGUGUGAGACGUUGGAACGUUGCAGGGUAUAAGGCAACGUGGCGAGCUCGACUGCACUGGCAAAAGGCGAACGUACGGACCGUCGGACGGACGGAGCACGCCGGGUACACGCAAGUGAGCAGGCGAGAGGUGCCUGAAACCUAAGUGAGGGAAGAGAGUUCGAGGUAUAGCCAAAAGCGUAAGCCAGAGCGAGAGGAAAAUCCGCAGAGAGAGAGAGACUCAUUCAUCUUGGCGCGCCUAGCAUGCCUGCGAUUGGUCCAUCUUGGGUAAGGCCACGCUACGAUUGGACGGCUCUGUUUACCAGCUGGUGCCCCGGUGCGCUCCCGGCUCGUAGAAGAGAGGGGGGAACAGAACGGAGAGACAAGCGGCGCCAUUAUUGUAAGGGGUUACAUUUAGCUGGCCGUGGGUUGUAGUACGCGGCGUUCGGGAUAGGGGGCUAUAGUACCUUCAUGCAUGGCCCAUAAAGGAUUCGUCGACUAUCCGAGAAGUACGCAAGAAACGGCUUCUAACACCUGACAGGGGCCACGCUCUUCUCUUCUCUCUCCUCGUGCCGUCGCCGGGUUCGCCGUCGCAGCCCAAUUUCCAAACUGGGACCACGGCUGGGAUCGUCCGGGGUGGGCCCGAUCGAGAAAGGACCCACCGCAUUAUCGCCGAUUCUCGUUCUGAUUUGGAUGGAUUUGUAAUCGAGAGAGGCACGAUUACGUCGAGCGCGAAUCCGAUCUUCAAGGUGCAGAUCUGCGAUCCGUGGAUCUUAACCUGGAGUUCGAGAGGAGGGAUAUGUCAUUUGCUAUUGCGGACACUCGGUGAUUCGUGGUCAGUCGUCCCGAGCGGCCGCAUCCCGCCGCGUUCGGUAUUGUUAUUGUGAUAAUGUGCUGAGUUGCAUAAGUGGCAGUAAAAGUGGAUCGUUGUUCGCUGAUACAAGGCAAAGCAGAUAGUGAACACGGGCAACGAUAAGGCUGAAAGAGGCUGAAAGAGAGAAAGAGAAAGAGAUCGGAUCAGAGAGAAAGAGAGAUUCUCGCGAGCAAGCGGCAAGAAAAAUAGUGCGCGCGUUCCUGCGACGAGGAUCCUGCCGAUCGAGCAAGAUUAAGUGUAUCCGUAAACCGUGAUCCGUAAUGGAUUGUACAAUGACGAAGCAGCAGACGGUGUCGGUCGUGUCGUCGCGGUGUCGGUGUUGAGACACUUGUCCCGGUCGUCUGGUCCGGGCGUGUCAUCGGCAUCGGAUCUACAUCGGCACCGACAGGCGAUAUGAGUUCGAAAUUCAUAAUUGAUAGUAUGCUACCUAAGUACCAUCAGCAAUUCCACCAUCAGCAGUUAUUCUCAAGCGCGAAUCCAGGUACCAUUCAGGCGUGCACCACGAGUCCGGCCACCGCUAGCCUAGAAUCGAGUCUAUCCGCGGCUGCAGUGGCGGCCGCGGCGGUUAACUACGCACAGCAGCACAAUUCACCGAGUCCAACUGGCUCGAGCCCCCAACACUCGGGAAGCUCCGCUUCGACGUCACCGGCGGCACGCACGUCCAGCAUGUAUCCUUACGUAUCCGCCGCAGCGGCGCAUCAUCAUCAUCAGCAACAGCAGGCAGUCGCUGCUGCCGCGUUCGGCGCCACGUCCAGCAUGGUGCCCGCUUUCGGCUCCUCGGCAGCGUCCAGCGCUGCCCUGGCCGCCGCCGCCGCCGUGGACGCCGCGACUGCCGGCGACAAGUCCUGCCGUUACACGGCCAGCCUCACCGGCAAUGUAGCACCGACAUCGGCCGAUCCUAUGGUUAACUAUACUCUCGGUCAUCAUCAUCAAAACGGUGCUACACCGGGCAGCCUUGUCUCGUCUGCAUCCGCAUCAUCGGCCGUGUCGGCCGCGUCGGCUUCCAUGGCAGCGGCGGCGCAAUUCUACCAUCAAGCAGCUGCCGCAUCGGCCGUCGUCGAUCCUUUGACGUCUUGCCAACAACCUACUACAGGCCAACCUGGGAUCUCGGACAUACCUCGGUAUCCAUGGAUGUCGAUCACCGAUUGGAUGAGUCCAUUUGACAGAGUGGUCUGCGGUCCGAAUGGCUGCCCGAGGCGCAGAGGCCGGCAAACGUACACGCGGUUCCAAACAUUGGAAUUAGAAAAAGAAUUUCACUUCAAUCACUAUCUGACGCGACGACGGCGAAUAGAGAUCGCGCAUGCACUCUGCCUGACGGAACGACAGAUCAAGAUCUGGUUCCAGAAUCGGCGAAUGAAGUUGAAGAAGGAACUGAGGGCGGUGAAAGAGAUCAACGAGCAGGCUAGACGCGAGCGCGAAGAGCAAGACAUGAUGAAAAAGCAGCAGGCAGAGAAACAAGCCAAGUUGCAGCAGGAGCAGCAAAGCGCCGCCCUCCAGCAUCAGCAACAGCAUCACGUAAGCGGCCUGGACAAAACGCAAAGCGAUCUUCUCAAGGCAGUCAGUAAGGUACCCACAUAGGAUACCUUACUGAGCCGACUCUCUUUCUUUUAAAGGAAGACACAAGAGACUGGAGCGGCCUGGACGAAGACACCGAUGCGAAGUAGUUGGUAAGAUCGACAUAGAAGACCCCGAGUUCUCCUCCUCUCAUCUUCGCGCGCGAAAAAACAGGUACGAAACAUCCGACGCGAAGGUUAUUGCGAUCCUCCUCGAGUCGGUGACACGGUGUACGCGUAGAGAACCUUGCGGAUGCGGUCACCGUCAGUUUUGUAUCAAGGGAGAAGAUAGUGAGAAUUUAAGAGGUCUGGAAGAUUUAAGGAGCGGUCUUCUUCUGGGCAAAACAAGAAGGUACGACGAAUGCCUUGCUGAGUCGAUUCUCUUUUGUUUUUCUUUUUUUUCUCUCUCCUUUCCUUUAAUGAAGAAAGAAAGAAAGGUAGAUUACGGUAGUAAAACUCGAAGCAUAAAGAACGAACGCACCCCGCCCGCCCUCCCCAUAUAACUACGUACUUACUUGGCUAGCCCCCGAAGAGCGACGUGGUGCCUGCGUUUCGUAUAGGGGGUUCAGCCUGUGACUGAUUCCUAGAACAUAUAAUGUAUAUUGUUAAUCGGGUGCUACACAACGAGCCAUUGCGAUUAUAAAGUUAUGAACGUACGACUGGCGCGAUACUGCCACGGUGAGCCAGCAAUUACGUCAAGCCGGUGAGUAGACUAGUUAAAAUGGCCGCAAUUGAAGGAUUAAUGGUCGAGCGGCCAACUGAAUUAUCAGCGACGACACUACGAUUAAUUGAUUGAGCCCUCAUGGAAAGGGGGAGUAAUUAGACCGUGCUGUAAAAGCGAAACCGGUAUACAGUUGCGAGACGACGAACGAAGUUGGGGAUAUAGCUAGUCUUUGAUCUGUCGCUGAACCUAUUUCGUACGUGCGAAUUGGCGAAUUGAAGGUUAGCUAGAUCCGUGUUCGCGGUUAUACGACGAAUUGUCGUACCGGAGGAAAAAGAGAAACGCGGGGACGCCGGAAGACAGUCGUGUCACUAUCGACACUAAAAGCGUUUAAUCCUCAAUAUCACGUAGAUUUUUCCGCUUCCUCCGUACGGCCGCUAAGGGGUAUUAAAAGGGGUGUAAAAUUCGUGACGCCUUCGUUGGAACAACGAACGUAUCUCUCGCGCGGUUGCAGACUUCGGGUAUUGAUACUCGACACUCUCUUUGGAUAUUGUGUUACAAUUAUAUAAAUAACCGAUGUACACGAUCAUUAUCCCCUAAGUCGCUUUUUGUUAGUUGAAGGAAUUCAGUAUUCGUGGGUAUUCACUUCUCUCGAUCUAGUUAGAUAAAUGUUUGGUCUUAUCACACAGAGUAACAGCUUUGUUGAAAUUUUCCAAACCUUUUGGCAAACGCGUAAAUUAGUCGUUAGUCAUUCAAUUUACUGCAAGUUUUAUCUAUGUGGGGUUUUUAAUAAAAUAAAAGAAAAAUUGACGUGAUUUUGUCUUACUUGGAGUAUGAUCUGGCUUUACAAAUUACAUGAUAAUGCAUUCAAUAUGUUAUCGGAAAAAUCUGUUUUCUUCCAACAGCUCUAUCAGUACGGUAGCUCGACUUCCUAUCGAAAAGAAAGGAAAAAUAUAAGUUCAUCAGAGAAAAAACGCGCGUACAGUUUGAGUUUUGGUCACUUUGACACGUCAAUUCAGACAAAUAACAGAAAAUUUUUUAUCAAUGAAGUAUAGUAAAUUAUUUUAUAUC
Harpegnathos saltator (Jerdon's jumping ant) is the source of this 4162-nucleotide messenger RNA. Its product is annotated as homeobox protein abdominal-A homolog. The record is from RefSeq and is a predicted model, not a curated record. Gene Ontology annotation, cellular component: nucleus. NCBI's taxonomy places the organism in Eukaryota, Metazoa, Arthropoda, Insecta, Hymenoptera, Formicidae. The transcript is spliced from 3 exons. Gene Ontology annotation, molecular function: RNA polymerase II cis-regulatory region sequence-specific DNA binding; DNA-binding transcription factor activity, RNA polymerase II-specific. Gene Ontology annotation, biological process: negative regulation of transcription by RNA polymerase II; anterior/posterior pattern specification. Bases 1271 to 2455 code for a protein of 394 amino acids.